Molecule: messenger RNA, 1183 nt
Organism: Glossina fuscipes
Lineage: Eukaryota; Metazoa; Arthropoda; Insecta; Diptera; Glossinidae
Product: probable serine/threonine-protein kinase DDB_G0282963
Exons: 1
Coding region: 59-1102 (347 amino acids)
Source: RefSeq, a predicted model, not a curated record
UAACGAUAAUAAAUUUACUAAAGCGAUUAGUAGUAAAACUAGUUUAAGUAGUACAACAAUGACAACAACAAUAAGUAAACAUGAUUUAUUAUGGCAACAACAGCAGCAGCAACGUCUUUCUCAACAAUUUAUUAAUAAUAGUUUAGAUAACGCAACAAUAACAACAUCAAUAAUCCCAAUAACAACAACAAAAGCAAAUCGUUUAGAUAGUAAUGUAACAAUAACAUCGAUAGUAACCACAGCGACUACAACUCUAACAACUAACAACACUAUACCUAUUGAUUCUUUAAAUAAUAAUAAUUUAGACGAUAUCGGUCUUAGUAUUAAUAAUAAUAACAUUAUCAACACCUCUAAUACGAUGAUAGCUGAUGCAACUGGUAUAUCAUCGCAAAAUCAACCGAAAUUGCAAAAAAAAAAAUCUUUGUUGAAUUUCAAAUCUUUGGAUUUUCACUUGAAAUCUUUGUAUACGGGUCUAAAGAAUGGAACCAGCAAUAUAACGCAGAAAAGCUCACAAUCGCAGUCAUCAACUUUAAAUUCCAGCAACACCAACGAUAGUCAUAUUAAUGUAAAUGAACAAGAUGGACGUACACCACAGCAUCAGCCGUUUAACCGUAUGCCGCCAUAUUUGAAAAUUGACAUUGUAGACAAUGAGGAGGCAGAAAAUUUAUUAAUCGAUUAUCCAAAAUCGCCCUAUUCAUCACGACGCAAUAGUUCACACGAUGAUCAUCGUUCCAGUUCUCAGCUAAUACAUCUGGCCGACUCGCAGCACCUACGACAGCCAUACGAUGUAACGCGUUCCCCGUCACCCUAUUUUCUGUCACCGCAUAUUUUCGAGCAGAAUAUAAGACGUUCCUCUACAUCGGAUAUAAUGACGGGUGGUGGUGGUGGUGGUGGUGGUGCUGGCAAACGUAGCCCAGCGUCAAGUGUUAAUGCCAGUCGGCGACCCAGCACUUCGGAUUUACUGCGUAGGGCACGUGAAAGACGUGGCAGUGAGCAACGCAUGGGACGCAGUGUUUCCCAUAGUGGUUUACCACGUGGUGGUGGUAUGGGCUAUCGUCCCGCCUCCAAUUUAGGCGGCCGACGCACUAGCAUGGCCUUUUAGAUUCACUUUUAUUAGAAAAUUUUUAAAAAUAUAAUUAAAACUUGGAAAAAAUAUCUCUCUUUUUAGAGCAUUAGAAAAAUA